This is a messenger RNA of Pteronotus mesoamericanus, 1196 nucleotides long. RefSeq names its product DNA-directed RNA polymerase II subunit RPB11-a-like. NCBI's taxonomy places the organism in Eukaryota, Metazoa, Chordata, Mammalia, Chiroptera, Mormoopidae. The coding region runs from base 229 to 630 and encodes 133 amino acids. Gene Ontology annotation, molecular function: protein dimerization activity. The record is from RefSeq and is a predicted model, not a curated record. Gene Ontology annotation, biological process: transcription by RNA polymerase II. The transcript has a single exon. Gene Ontology annotation, cellular component: RNA polymerase II, core complex.
CUAAGAUGACAUGAAAUCUUUAAGUUCACAAAAUAUAAAAACCCUUAAGAGAUUUUUAAAAAAAUAACAAAAUGGGUUUACUUACAUUCACCUUAGAAAUAGACAUAUAACUGUCAUAGGUGGUCAUUUGAUGAAACAACUUCUUAGAGAAUAUUUUGAAGUAAAAUGGUUAGGGGGUCUUUUCCAGGCACUCUUUUUUUCCUCCAGUUUCACUGAGACAUCAUUGACAUGUAUCGUUGUGUGAGGGUAGGGUUUGGAGGUGGCUGUAGCUCUAGGAUGAUAAACGCCCCUCCCACCGUCAAAUCAUUCUCCCUGUUCCAAAGCGAGAAGAUCACCAUUAACAAGGACACAAAGGUACCCGAUGCCUGUUUGUUCACCAUCAACAAAGACAGCCAUACACUAGGAAACGUUAUUAAAUCACAGCUGUUGUUGGGCCCACCAGUGCUGUUUGCUGGCCACAAAGUCCCCUACCUCUUGCAGCACAAAAUUAUCUGUGUGCAGACCACACCAGACUACAGCCCCCAGGGGGCCUUCACCAGGCGCAUCAUAGACCUCAUCAGCAAGCUCAUCCUGUGGGAAGAGCGAUUCCAGGCGGCCAUCAAAGAAAAGCAAGAAGGAAGUGAACAGUAGGCUGGAAGGAGUCUUAUUUGGCCAGUUCCUACCUUGCACCAGGCCCCCCUCCGGGCAUCAAGUGGAGGAGAGCGGCUUCUCCCAGACGUGGGCCUCCCUGGAGAGCCCCUCAUCCCCUGACACUGAUAUGACUCAUACACAGAUUCUGUUUUGUCUUCCUAAUAAAGUGUAGCAGGAAAAGACCUGAUGUGAGCUGAAGCCGAGCUCGCGGCAAGCAGGUUGUCGGACUUAGGGGCGGUGGAUUACCUGUCUCAAGCCACACACUGGGGCCACAUUUCAGGGUGGAUGGGCCCAGACAUCCAGAUUUCUAUCUGAGAGGGUGGCAGAAACAAACCUGUUCCGGACCAGCACCUGGGAAUCUGGGGGGCUUCCUGGGAGGCAGUCUUGAGCAGAAGGGGACCAGACACCUGUGCACCUCCGUGAGUCUCUGCCAUGGAAGCUUUCGCUGCCAGGUCAGCCUGUCUUGCUCAGUGUAACAGCCCUAGAUGAGGCCCACAAACAAUGUUCCCUGGCUUCCACUGUAUAAUGGAGAGUUCAAGAAAAAUAUUCACCGAUUAAAACAAACA